AAAAGCGAACGCGUUUCUGCUUUGUUCUCUUUUCUUCCUUUAAUAAAUAAAUAAAUAUAUAAAUAAAUAAAAGAGCUGCGGGAGAAUUCGAGCUCCAGGACGGGAUCAGACCUCGGUGUCGACUGACGUUGGUUUCCACUUGUCAACUAUGGCUGAUGUGAAUCCUGAGCAGGGAAAUGAAAAGACGGAGGAGGAAAGUCAACUUCAGGAAGCCCAGCAGGAGCUGGAGACAUGGAAGGCUAAGGUGAAGGAAGCUGAUGACGUCAAAACGCGGUUGAUCUUUGACAAAGUUGACGUUGAUGAUGUCAAAACCAAAGCCCAGAAGGAGAUGACGGACUUGUUACAAAAACGAGAUGAAGCUCAGAGGGAGUUCGCUGCCAACAUGAGCAGACAGGAGGAACUGGUCUUGACGCAGCAGAGAAGGAACCAGGACUUACUAGAGAAGAGGAAGACGCUGCAGGCUAAGCUGGAGGCUGCGAGAGAAGAGUCGGUCAGGCUGAGGGAGAACUUUAAGGUCCGUGUCCAGGUCCCUGACAUAAAUGUCAAGUUCACCCGUCAGGCCCCCGAGGACCACCAUCAGGAGGGGGACUUCAUCAGAGGGGUGUUUGUCUUCAGACAGAUGCCCUCGGUGCUGCUGCGGGGGGGACAGGCUCUCAUCACCUUUGAGGAGGAGCAAGUGGCCUCUCAGAUCCUGAGGCUUGCUUCGUGCACUGUUCCCUGUGAGAACAUGACGGUGGAUGUGGAACCACAGAAGAUAAGGAUGAAUCCUUGGGUUCAGUUUGAGGUUCAUCUGAACGUGUCCACCAAAGAGGUGAAGGUUUCCAACAUCCCAGCCUCCUGCUCAGAGGGGAGACUGGAGGACCGGCUGGAGAUCAGUCUCUCCAGACCCAGCAGAGGAGGGGGGGAGGUGGACAGCCUGGUGUACGACAGGGAGACGGGCACCGCCCACGUUACCUUCCUCAAUCCAGGGGUUGCAGAGCACCUGGCCAUCAAGGGGGGGUACUCUGUGGAUUUGGACACUAGGGUGCGCGUGAAGAUUGAAAACAUUCACCGACAGGAGCUCAGACAGUUCCAGACCUUCUGUGCUUCAACAAAACGCACAGUUCUCCUGGACAACAUCAAAAACAGAGUUGACGAGGAGGAGCUGCAGGACCAGCUGGAGAUUUACUUCCAGAAACCUGGAAACUGUGGUGGGGAGAUAGAGAGCCUUCACUAUGUGCCUGUGGGGGGCGCUGUCCGGGCUUUAUUCUCCAACGACACAGUGAAGACAGAGAAUUGAAAGUGUCAGAAAAAUCAGUCACAGAAAAAAAAAUGGUUUCUUCUAAGUUUUAAUUUUGUUGUGAUUCUGUGGAGACACUUUAAUAAAGUUUAUUAUUGGCAGUUUGAA
Molecule: messenger RNA, 1387 nt
Organism: Cynoglossus semilaevis (tongue sole)
Lineage: Eukaryota; Metazoa; Chordata; Actinopteri; Pleuronectiformes; Cynoglossidae
Gene: nmi
Product: N-myc (and STAT) interactor
Exons: 9
Coding region: 149-1279 (376 amino acids)
Cellular component (GO): cytoplasm
Source: RefSeq, a predicted model, not a curated record